AGGUUGAAGUUUGUUUUACUCGCGCGCGUAUCGAGUCUCUCUCUAUCCCUGGGGAUGAUAGGUCUGAGGUGCAGAUCAGCACAGCUACUAGUGCUCCUGACGUCCAGACAUGCUCUAGGCUCACUCGACGCAUCUCCUUGGAGCCACGUCAAUGUGGUUCUCUCUAGACCCCUCCAAACGUCUUGUCCAACUACUGCUGCUGCUGGAGACGAGAGUGAAGUUGAGAGAGCGAGGGAGACAGAUGCAACCCGCAAACAGAAUCCCUCAACAACACAAGAAGAUACAAUCUUCUCCAAAAUCCUAAGAAAAGAGGUUCCUGCGGACAUCAUCUAUGAGGACGAAAUGGUGCGACCUCUUUUGAACAGAUCCACUCUUUCUUUUACGUAUCAUUUUGAUGUUUUGUUUGAAACUCAGUGUAUGGCGUUUCACGAUGUGUCACCGGUAGCUCCAACUCAUUUCCUGGUCAUCCCUAGAAACCCAAUCCCAAUGCUCUCAGCUUCAACUGACCGUGAUACUCAGCUGUUGGGGCAUUUGCUGGUGGUGGCACGGAACCUUGCUGAGAAGGAGAAUCUAUCUGAUGGCUACAGAAUUGUAAUCAACAAUGGAAGAGAUGGUGCUCAGUCAGUCUAUCAUCUUCAUGUUCAUGUGAUUGGUGGUCGGCAGCUGAGCUGGCCUCCUGGAUAGCUAUGACAACUGUAAAAGCUAUUAAACAAUUAUGGUAGUGUUAUGAUAGUUUUGUAUGGCACUAUUAUUAUAGUAAAUCAUUAACGAUGACCACUUGCAAAGUCAAUGAUAGCUACCUUUUUAUUAUUAUAGUCAGAUCUAUGGUAACACUGUAGCAUGAGAUCAUGGAAGUUGUUGAUAGUCAGAUCUACAGUCUGUCAUUUCAGCGUGAUAGUGGGUGGCGGUUGUACCACUGGGAUCAUUCCUAUGAUCCCAUACUGAGGCUGGAUGCGUCUCCAUUCCCUCUGUAGCAUUGACAAACAGUCGUGUUCUGACGUUAAGAUUGGCCAGUUGUACCCUCCUCCUCCUCCAACAAUACUUACAACAACACCAGAGUACAUCUCUUGGAAAUGUCAGCGCAUUUAUUGCUAUUACAGUUAUGCAACUAAACAGAGAAUUUACAAAAACAAACACAGGCCCUUCAAACUGGACAUAAUUGACACUGAAGAAUACUAUAAAAGAAACCAAAGAGGCUACUAGAAUAACACCCAAAAAGGGAAGGAGUUUUAAAAGCAUGCUAUUGUUCACAUUACUUCUUGCUAACAUGCAUAUAAAUACUAUCAAACAAACAAUGCUCAACACGUUCAAAACGAAAGAUACAAACAUAAGUAGAAAUGUUGACCCCAAAUAUACGACAAAACUGAGAUUUUCCUCAUCUGGCGUAGUAAGGCGAUAUGCUAUCAGAAUAUUGAGACUCAUAAUAUACAAAACGACUGAUAUCGGUACAACAAUCUCAAGGCAUAUUCCGAUUGCCUUUGCUUUCCGAGAUUCAAAACACGUUUUUAGACCCCCAGGUAAAAAUGGAAACACUACAUGAAAAGCAAACCUGCUGCUGCCAACGAUAUAUAAAAAUUCGUACAUGAAAUGAGAAUGAUUUGGAAAAUAUAGACAACAAUCAAGGGUCUGCAUAUAUUAGUGUUAAACUUCCCUCCGUUCAAAAGAAGGGGAAUUAAAAUGAGAAUGGUUUGCAAAAUGUAGAAUAUCUCGAAAGAGCGAGUGAAUCGUUUACUCGCAGUGUUCCACGCUUUCUUUCUCAAACGUAUUGACAGAUAGACGAGGAACAAAAACAUUACCAGUGCAGGGGCGGCUUCAAUCCACAGUACCCAUUCUAAUUGAAUUGGAUCAAUGAAGAAAGCAUACAAAGUCACGUUAACAUCUCCACAGUCCAUGGUUCGAGUUCUGGAAAAUGAAUGGCAGAGUACGCAGCGUGCUAGCAGCCUUGUCACGGCGGAACACAGCCAGUGCUGCCGGGUACAGAAAGAUG
This is a messenger RNA of Geodia barretti, 1987 nucleotides long. NCBI's taxonomy places the organism in Eukaryota, Metazoa, Porifera, Demospongiae, Tetractinellida, Geodiidae. The record is from the annotation of a GenBank genome assembly.